UAAAUUAUUGGUCUGGUACUUUUACGGUGUAUUAUUUAUUUUUCAUAAUUUGUUGUUUAGACUCUUUCUUCGAGACGACUUCAAGUUUCACGUCAAUCUAAUAGAAAUUUAGAAAGGACAAACAAAAAUACCAAAACAAUAAUUUAGCAAGAAAAGUGCCUUAGUUGAAUACUUUGAUGCAGACUGAUCUUGAUUCUUUAUAAAAUGUAAAAGAGAAAAGUGGGAAAAACGUGGGGAACCCUUUAGUUUGAGCUUAUGAAGCAUGGAUAUGGAUAUGAGACAGUACGGAUAAAAAGCUUAAGGCAGUUAAGCAGAGAGUUUAUCUUCACAGACCUCUUCUGCAGCCGUUGCAUCUUUGUGAAGCAGAGAGUUUAUCUUACUUGGAUGAGAUUGCCAGCACUCCUCAAAGCAUGGAUGUGGUAAAGUCUGUCGCAUUAGAGGUUGGUUCUCAAGGUUGAAGAAGUGACAUGGCAGAUAUGGUCUCUUUGAAAGACAUUGCACCUGCAGCCCAGAACAACAUAAACACACAGUUCAUAGUUUUGGAUAAAGGAAGGGUAACAUUUGAAGGCCAAAAUAAGACAUGCUUGGCACUGGUGGCUGACAACACAGCUGCUGUUCAUUUUCAGCUCUGGGGGGAUGAGUGUGAUGCCUUUGAACCCAGUGACAUUAUCUGUUUGUCUAAUGGCAUUUUCUCCUACCAGCGGAACAAUCUUGUGCUGAGAGCAGGCAAGAGAGGGAAAGCAGAAAAGGUGGGGGAAUUCACAAUGGCAUUUGUUGAGACACCAAACAUGAGCGAAAUCCGUUGGGUUCCUGAUCCGAAUAACUCUAAGAAGUAUGUCCAGGAAGUCGUUAUUUCUUCCCACUCACGUAUAUUUCCACCCAUGCUGUAACUGUUGCGAUUCACUGCUUUCUUAAAAAUUAAGCAAUUUUCAUGAUAAAUCAUGCAUCAUGAUUGUGAAACACAAGGCUUUUUGUUGGCAAAUAGGUAUUCAACCUAUACUGUGUCAAUCGUGUUAGAAAAACCUUCCACAGUAAGUAUUUUCUUGGAGUUUCUGGAUGAUAUGAUAUUAAUUUAGUACCCAA
Molecule: messenger RNA, 1083 nt
Organism: Rhododendron vialii
Lineage: Eukaryota; Viridiplantae; Streptophyta; Magnoliopsida; Ericales; Ericaceae
Exons: 2
Coding region: 468-890 (140 amino acids)
Biological process (GO): mitotic cell cycle checkpoint signaling; double-strand break repair via homologous recombination; response to ionizing radiation
Cellular component (GO): SOSS complex
Molecular function (GO): DNA binding
Source: RefSeq, a predicted model, not a curated record